Messenger RNA from Gastrolobium bilobum, 1683 nucleotides. RefSeq names its product CBL-interacting serine/threonine-protein kinase 14-like. Lineage: Eukaryota; Viridiplantae; Streptophyta; Magnoliopsida; Fabales; Fabaceae. The transcript has a single exon. The record is from RefSeq and is a predicted model, not a curated record. The coding region runs from base 183 to 1499 and encodes 438 amino acids. Gene Ontology annotation, molecular function: protein kinase activity; ATP binding. Gene Ontology annotation, biological process: signal transduction; protein phosphorylation.
UCCUCUUUUUCUGUAACAAAAACACUUCAAUUAAGUCCCAAUUCCUUCUAGUGUGUGGCUCUUGUUGUUCCUUAAUAAACAAGCAAAGCCAGUUAGCUAGGAAAUCUACAAAAUUAUUAAUCACUGUUGCAACCCCAAACCCAAACCACCCCCUUUAGUUCAGUUAGUUAGUUGCAACAACCAUGAGUGAAACACAGAACGACACCGUUACAGAAACAGAAACAGAGACAGCGUUGUCGACGACAAAGGACGAGGUGGCACCGGUUGUCGUUUUGUUCGGUAAAUACGAGCUUCGGAGGUUGCUGGGAGUUGGUGCAUCCGGCAAAGUCUACCACGCGACGAACUUGGACACUGGUCAGAGCGUGGCGGUGAAGGUUGUCAGCAAGCACAAGGUUCUCAACGGUGGCUUCGCCGCCAACGUUGAACGCGAGAUCUCAAUCAUGCGCCGCCUCAACCACCCAAACAUCGUUAACCUCUUCGAAGUCCUAGCCACCAAGACCAAGAUUUACUUCGUCAUGGAGUUUGCCUCCGGCGGCGAGCUCUUCAGCGAGGUCGCCGACAAGGGACGCCUGACGGAAGACCUAGGCCGGAGAUAUUUCCAGCAGCUAAUCUCCGCCGUCAAGCACUGCCACUCCCAAAGCAUCUUCCACCGCGACCUCAAGCUCGACAACCUCUUAAUCGACGAAAACGGGAACCUAAAAGUCUCGGAUUUCGGGUUGAGCGCAGUGGAGGAUCAGAUCCGACCCGACGGGUUGCUCCACACUGUUUGUGGGACCCCUACCUACGUGGCACCUGAGAUUCUCGCGAAGAGAGGUUACGAUGGUGAAAAAGUUGACGUCUGGUCAUGCGGCGUCGUUUUGUACGCUCUCACCGCUGGGUAUUUACCCUUCAAUGACUACAAUAUUACGAUCCUGUACAGAAAAAUUUACCGCGGUCAAUUUCGCUGCCCAAAAUGGACGUCCAAUGAUCUGAGAAACCUCUUAUCACGUUUGUUGGAUCCGAAUCCACAAACGAGGAUAACGGUAGAUGAGAUUCUCCAAGACACGUGGUUCAAAACGGGUGGAUACCGGCCCGACCGGGUUUUACUUAAGCAACCCGAGUGGGAGGAGGCUCGAACCGGGUUCAAGUCUUUGAACGCGUUUGAUUUAAUAUCGUUUUCAAGCGGGUUGGACAUGUCGGGUUUGUUUUCUGACCCGAGUGUGUUGGAUACCGUGGAACGGGUCGUUUCAGGGGAGGAACCGGAGAGGAUCAUGGAGAAGGUGGAGGAGGUAGCGAACGGUGCAAGAUUUACGGUGACGAGGAAGGGGAAUGGAGGUGGGGCCAAGUUGGAAGGGCAGGAUGGUAAUUUGAUUGCUCUCGUUGUGGUUUACCGGUUAACGGAUGAGCUUGCGGUAGUUGAAGUGAAGAGUAAUGAAUGUGGCGCACAGUUUUGUAAAGAUAAAUUGUGCCCUCAACUUCUUGAAUUAGCUCAUAAACAGAUAGCGCCGGUCUUCCGGUGACUUCUUAUUUGAUUUAUCAAAUUGCAAUCAAUUUUGGUAUCUAUCUUUUUUAGGGUGCGAAUAUCUUAAUCGAAUCUAUUUAUUGUUGAGUAUAUUUAUAAAUGUUAACUUAGAAAUCGAACUACGGCAGCAUCAGACCAAAUUUAAGAUUUGGUAGUGAUGUAUCUUCUAUCAGCAUUGAAUU